This is a messenger RNA of Insectozyma verbasci, 1359 nucleotides long. The record is from the annotation of a GenBank genome assembly. Lineage: Eukaryota; Fungi; Ascomycota; Pichiomycetes; Serinales; Debaryomycetaceae.
AUGAUUAUACUACCAAAUACACCACCAUUACCAUAUCAUAUAUCUAACAAUAUUAAUGGUUUAUCAAUUGAUUUGUUGAAUAUUAGAUCUUCCUUAUAUUCAUUGAAUUUAUCAAAUUAUAAUGAAUCUAUUAAUUUUGUAUUAAAUUUAGAAUUAUAUUUACAACAUAUUAUAAAGUUUAAAGAUACAAAUAAUAUUGAUUUAUCAAAUAUAAUUAUUGGUGAUUCAAUUCCAUGGUCUAAUUUGAUUUAUAAAUCAAAUGAGAAAAAAUUUAAUAAACUUAAAAGUUUAAAAAAAACUUCUGAUAAAGAUGAUAAUAUUGAUGUUAAAGGGUGGUCAUUAUUUAAUGAAUUACAAAUGGUUUUAAUUUCAUUAUCUUUAACUUAUAUAAGAAUUGGAUCAGAAAUUACAAACUCAAUUAUAUGUAAAGAAAUUGAAGAACAAGAUAUUAUUAAAUCUUAUGAUAAUAGUUGGAAAUUAAUCAUGAAUUAUUAUAAGAAAUCUAUUUCUUUAAUGUUAUAUGGUCAACAAUUGGAAGAGAAUUCAAAUUGUGAAAAUUUUAUAAUUCAAAAUUUAAACUUUACUUUGAUACAGAAAAUUGGUGAUAUUUCAAUUCAACUAACAAUUUUAUCUAAAUAUUGUUGGUAUAAUAGAGUUGAGUUUAAAUUAAAUGAAAAAUUAUUAUUGGAGAAAAACACUAUUUUAUUUGCUAAAGUUGCAAUUUAUAUAAUAAAUGAAUUAAAAACGGUAAAGAAUGUAAUAAGCAAUAUGAUUAAUGAAUCACUGGAUAAUGUUAAUUUAAAUACAAAUGGUUGGAUUAAUUAUCUUUCAAUUGUUGAAAAAUAUGCUAAUGCUUAUGGUGGAUUUUUCUUAUCAAUUCAAUUUUAUAAAGAAAAUAAAAUUGGAAAUUCUAUAGGUUUAGUACAAUAUAGUUUAUUAAAUUUGCAAAGUAAAAAAAUGGAUUUAAAAGCUAAUAAUAAUAAUAAUAAUAAUAAUAAUUUAUUAAAUAAAUUUAAAUCAAAAUUUAAUGAUAAAAGAAAUGAACAUAUUUUAUCAAAAUUAGAUUCAAUAUCAACUUUAAAUAUUGAUAAAUCUAUUUUUAAAGAAAAAUCAGAAAUUAUAUUAAAUGAUGUUUUUAAUUUAUUUGAUAUUUUAAUCAAAUUAAAUUUAAAAUUUACUAAAGAGAAUAAUACACUUCAUUUUGAUAAUGUAAUACAUUAUAAUGAAGUAAAUAAUGAUUCAAAAUGGCCUAUAGGAUGUAAAAUACCAAUAACGUCUAUUAAACCUUUUGAUCCAAAUAAUACAAAUGAUGAUGAUGAACAAUUGGAUUUAUAUAGUGGUAAAGGUGCAUAUUAUUAA